AUGAGUGUUCUCGAGAACAAAUCACCCAUUCAAAAGGUACGAGGACUAGAAUCCACGACAGAGUCAGACCACGAGUACGUUCCCUCCAAGACCCAAGGAUCAACCUACCAUUCGACAAUGCCUACACGAUAUUCUAAGGCCAAGAUAUCGAGUCCACCGAGACAUUCGGAGGACUAUGGUUUCGAAGAGAUUCCUAGCCGAGAUCCCGUCAUCCGACUUCUUUUUCAGAAAGUUCAGAAGAUGGAAAAUGACCGAACCCACUCUCAGGAGCCCGAUUGGGGAAAGCUUCGGCCAGGGCCGUUCACAGAACUCAUCAGGCAUUCCCGGCAGGAUCGGGAUGUGCAACCACUGCGCAUACCGUUCUACACCGAGGUGGAGGAAUCGGCGUUAAAAAAUUAUUCGACACAGGAGCCAUCGUACCCUCCAAACGAAAGAAAAGAUCAGUAUGCUGUAGACCACAAAAGGAAAGAUAACCAUGAUGCUCGGCAGGGGCACUCAAAGAAAGGAAAGGGGAAGUACGGUGGCAAUGACCACCAAGUGCCAUUACCGAAUCAUGACCGCAGUCAGGAAGUUUUCACCUUGCUGAAUAUUACCUACGAGGCUGUUCUAAUGAAUGAGCAAGAGAUAAUACCCAAACCAGUUAACCGGAAGCCCAAUCGAUAG
Messenger RNA from Prunus armeniaca (apricot), 663 nucleotides. The record is from the annotation of a GenBank genome assembly. Lineage: Eukaryota; Viridiplantae; Streptophyta; Magnoliopsida; Rosales; Rosaceae.